Molecule: messenger RNA, 881 nt
Organism: Brassica oleracea var. oleracea
Lineage: Eukaryota; Viridiplantae; Streptophyta; Magnoliopsida; Brassicales; Brassicaceae
Product: protein C2-DOMAIN ABA-RELATED 11
Exons: 4
Coding region: 189-686 (165 amino acids)
Source: RefSeq, a predicted model, not a curated record
UCGAAUCUGUCUCUUUAUGACAUCAUUUGUUUUCAUUUAUAAAGAAACAAAACAAGCGAUACUGUAAAAAUCUGCAAUUCUGCAUCCCACCUCCUCUCUCAGCUUCAUAUCUCAACCAAGCAAACAAGAAGUGGAAGAAGGAAUCCUUUUGCAUUUUCGGACAUUUUCUGUUUCCAAAUUGAUCUGAGAUGGGCGAGCCGCUAGGACUGCUCCAGGUGACUGUUAUUCGAGGAAAGAAACUGGUUAUCAGAGACUUCAAGUCAAGUGAUCCUUACGUGAUUCUCAAACUGGGAACUGAGUCAGCCAAGACCAAAGUGAUCAAUAAUUGCUUGAAUCCUGUGUGGGAUGAGGAACUGAGCUUUACACUCAAAGACCCUGCAGCUGUUCUAUCAUUGGAAGUGUUUGAUAAAGAUAGGUUCAAGGCAGAUGACAAGAUGGGCCAUGCCACUCUCAGCCUUCAACCGCUCAUCUCAGUAGCCAGGCUAAGGCAUAUAGUGCGUGUUUCCUCUGGCGAGACGACUCUUAGGAAAGUGUUGCCUGAUUCUGACAACUGUGUAUCUCGGGAGAGCACAAUCAGCUGCAUUGACGGAGAGGUGGUGCAGAGCGUGUGGCUGAAGCUGUGCGCUGUUGAAUCGGGUGAGAUUGAGUUGAAGAUCAAGUUGAUUGAUCCUCCUGGAACAAAGUAGAAUGCACAUGUGUGUGGGGGGGUAUGUAGUUUGUAGCAAGCAACUCGUUUGUUUAGUGAUAACUGCAACAUGUAAUGGUCUUUGUGUUUCCAAAUGAGUGUGAAACGGCUUUCAAGGCUUUAAAGCUUUUUGCCUUUGUUCAACAACAUGUAAUGCCAAUUAAUGUUUUCUCAAAUACAACUCUCUUAAUGUCAA